Molecule: messenger RNA, 428 nt
Organism: Acanthoscelides obtectus
Lineage: Eukaryota; Metazoa; Arthropoda; Insecta; Coleoptera; Chrysomelidae
Source: the annotation of a GenBank genome assembly
UCAGGACCAGGACCAGGAACAAUUGACAUUCAUUGCCAUUCCGGAAGACAGCAUGAAGUUCUUCAAUCCAUUUUUUCUGCUCCACAUGCUGAUUAUUGUGUACGUGGUAACGUGUCAAGAUGGUGUAUCGGACUCGCCGGAAUAUUAUAAUGAUGAUAUACCCGGGCCCGAUAUAGGGUUUCUUCCCGAAGAUAAUCCGCAAAAUCCGAAUUUUGAUUAUGGACUUGGACCUGCAUAAGAGCUUAUUAGCAGCUAUCAGAAGCAGAAACAAACAUGGCUACGAAAUACAGAGAACUCAUUAACACUGUUAAAGAAUGUAUAUGCAUUUAGCUGCAAAAUUAAUCUAUCAAUAAAAUAUUAAAUAAAUAAUUGGAAUAAAUCGAUGAAUAUUCACUUAUCUUUUGAAAGCGGUAAUAGCAUUAUUAAAU